AUGUCUUUCAAUUUUAAUAAUAAUAAUAAUCAACCAUCCCAAGUGCCCUCUGCCUUCCCUCAACAAAUGACCCCAAUGCAACAACAACAACAGAUGCCCAUGCAACAACAACAACAAAUGCAAAUGCCAAUGCCAAGCUUUGGUAACAACAACAACUACUACAAUGCUUUACCUACACAAACAUCUGGUUCUGUUAGACGUCUGAACGCCUCAUCCUACAAAAAGGAACUGCCACUGUGUUCAAUGAUCAUCACUGUGAACAACGAUGGCAGCUCCUACGACACUCUCUACACAUCUGUUGAGCAGGCCCCACCCAAUGCCAACGUCUCUAUUGGUUUAUGGCAGGUCAACUUUCCUGCCCUUACCCACAUCCUCGGUGCUCUGGACACUGGCGCCAUUGACGGAUCGAUCCGUGAGCUUAUGGAGGACUUUAACCGUGCCGAGCCCUCCACAAUCAUGAUCAACUUUGAGUGCUGUGGCUGCUGCAGCGACUCCUCGGGCUUUAGCAACAACAAGGACGUAGUCCUGAAGCUAAUUAGAAAGGCCCUCAACCGCGGCUACACUGUCCAGUUUGGUGAUUUUGCCACCAAGGCAUUAAUCAAGGACUGGAACACUGAGCUCCUUGGACCACGCGCCUUUAAUCAGAUCGGCACCUUCUCUUCAAGCUUUGAUCUAAAGUUCAACCCAGACACACUUAUCAGUUGUGCCUGCGCCCAGCUCAAGGUGGUCGGCGAGCUCUGCCGUGAGAAGGGCUCAGCACAUCUACAUGCCAUGGGUGGCACGGUCAGGUUCACAGUGAACAAGGCCGAUGCCGACAACAACAUCUAUGAGCUCCAGGUGCUCACCGUGAUGACCAAACAUGACAACCAGCCAGAGACGGCUGGCCACGAGGUUGUCACCUUCAACAAUGAGGACCACCGAGGAUCUGUCGGACAUGCCAUUCUCAAGUAUAGGGCCACUGAACAGACCCCAGGAAAGACUCUCCCUUCACAUGGAUACCUGGUGGUGUCGGCCGGUCACUGGAUUGAGCUCACUCGUCUCGACACUAGUGCUGAGGCUGUUCGCACCAAGCUCAACUCUCAGUUCGGAGCUGCAAAGGCAACCGAGUUUAUGAAAGAGUACGAGAACUUGUCAGCACAGCCACAACAGCAAAUGGCCUUUAUGCAAUCCAAUGCACGCUACAUUGUACAGUCCAAUGCCUAUCAACAA
This is a messenger RNA of Acytostelium subglobosum LB1, 1209 nucleotides long. RefSeq lists its product as hypothetical. The annotation marks the transcript as partial. The transcript has a single exon. The record is from RefSeq and is a predicted model, not a curated record. Lineage: Eukaryota; Evosea; Eumycetozoa; Acytosteliales; Acytosteliaceae.